Messenger RNA from Aspergillus brunneoviolaceus CBS 621.78, 960 nucleotides. RefSeq lists its product as uncharacterized. The record is from RefSeq and is a predicted model, not a curated record. NCBI's taxonomy places the organism in Eukaryota, Fungi, Ascomycota, Eurotiomycetes, Eurotiales, Aspergillaceae. The coding region runs from base 1 to 960 and encodes 319 amino acids. The transcript has 4 exons.
AUGGCUUUUGUCGACCCGCGUCAGUCGACUCAGCCUCAUCAAACGGUGACAACUAUCAUAGUUACGGCUCUGGCCAUCUUUUUUGUCUUCCUCCGACUGCUAGCUCGGGGUAGGAAGCGUGUACGGCUAGGCCCCGAUGAUUACACGCUCAUUGUCGGAUUGGUCUUUGUGAUAGUAAUUGCAGCUGUCAACCUCGCCUGUAUUCACUAUGGGAUGGGCCGCCACACGUCUCGCAUUCCACCGGCCGAUCUACUCAUUUUCUCCCAGCUCCUAUACGCAUUCGAGCCUCUCUAUAUCACCACAGUCGGCAUCAUCAAAGUCUCCGUUCUUCUGAUGUAUCAUCGCAUCUUUCCAGUCCGUCUCAUCCGCGUCGCGGGCAUCCUCCUCGCUACCAUCACUGUCGCCUGGGUCAUAUCCGUCGACCUUGUCGCCAUCUAUCAGUGCACGCCCCUGGAGAAAGCGUACAAUACCCCCCUGGCUGGUCACUGCAUAGACCUCAAAGCCGCGUUGAUCGGCAAUGGGGUUCCGAACUUCGUCACGGACAUCUGCAUCCCCGCCCUACCCGGUCAGCUCAUCUGGAAAAUCCACGUCGGUUUCAGCCAGAGGAUCUCAAUCUUGCUUGUCUUCCUGAGCGGGAGUUUGUGUGUGACACGAAAUUCAUCUCUCUCCGCUGUCGACGAUUUGUGGAACGCUAAUACGAUUCCCUUUUCUGUUAGUGUCGUGUUCGCCAGCAUUUACCGAUUUAGUCUUAUCUUCUCCUUCGAGAUUAAUGAUAUCGCUUGGACCCUUGCCGACGCGGAAACGUGGUGUGUCGUGGAGACUGCAGCGGGCGUGAUCUCUGCUUGUUUACCGACUGUGAUCCCCAUGAUCAAGCAUACUUGUUGUGGCCUGGGACAUUCUCUUCCUCGGACAGCGUCCUCGGAUGGAGGAGUAGGGGCUAUCCUUCCCCCUGAGCGAUGA